Syngnathoides biaculeatus (alligator pipefish) is the source of this 1176-nucleotide messenger RNA. It is a transcript of the gene mtnr1c, whose product is annotated as melatonin receptor 1C. Gene Ontology annotation, biological process: G protein-coupled receptor signaling pathway. The record is from RefSeq and is a predicted model, not a curated record. Lineage: Eukaryota; Metazoa; Chordata; Actinopteri; Syngnathiformes; Syngnathidae. Gene Ontology annotation, molecular function: melatonin receptor activity. The transcript has 2 exons. Gene Ontology annotation, cellular component: membrane. The coding region runs from base 1 to 1059 and encodes 352 amino acids.
AUGGAUUUGGAGGCAAGGGGGCUGAACGGCUCCACUUGUUUGUCCCGGAAUGAAAGCGGCACGGGACUGAGCGCCUCCGCCGGAGUGUCCACUGCGCUGGCCAGCGUGCUGAUAUUCACCAUCGUGGUCGACAUUCUGGGCAACGUACUCGUCAUCCUGUCAGUGUACAGGAAUAAAAAGCUUAGGAAUGCAGGCAACAUCUUUGUGGUAAGUCUGUCGGUUGCUGACCUGGUGGUGGCGCUGUACCCCUACCCUUUGGUCCUGACAGCCAUCUAUCACGAAAACUGGACCAUGGGGGACCUGCACUGCCAGGCGAGCGGGUUCAUCAUGGGAAUCAGCGUCAUCGGCUCCAUCUUCAACAUCACAGCGAUUGCCAUCAACCGCUACUGCUACAUCUGCCACAGCCUGCAAUAUGACCGCAUGUUCACCCUAAGGAAAACCUGCUGCUACCUGGGCCUGACCUGGGCUUUCACCGCAAUCGCCACCGUGCCCAACUUCUUUGUGGGUUCGUUGCAGUAUGAUCCUCGCAUCUACUCCUGCACCUUUGCCCAGACCGUUAGCUCGUACUACACCAUCUCAGUGGUGGUCAUCCACUUCCUGAUCCCGCUGCUGGUGGUGUCCUACUGCUACUUGAGGAUAUGGGUGCGGGUGAUCCAAGUGAAACACCGGGUGAAACCGGAGCAAGGCGCCAAACUAAGACCAAGCGACGUGAGAAACUUCCUUACUAUGUUUAUGGUUUUUGUGUUGUUUGCCGUGUGCUGGGCACCAUUAAAUCUCAUAGGCUUGGCAGUGGCAAUAAACCCAGUAAAAGUUGCGCCCAACAUACCCCAAUGGCUCUUUGUCACCAGCUACUUCAUGGCGUACUUCAACAGCUGCCUCAACGCCAUAAUUUAUGGACUAUUGAACCAAAACUUUAGAAAAGAGUACAAGACAAUUCUCCUUGCUCUGUGUGUGCCCCGUUUGCUCCUGGUGGAAAACUCCAGAUGUGCCACCGAGGGCCUAAAGAGUAAACCCUCAGCUGCCGUAACGAACAAUAACAUAGCAGAGAUAAAUGUAUAGCAGAAAGUCGUCCUGGGGAAAACCAGGAAUCUUGUGUUCACUCUGUGCCUGUGUAUCAUUUCCAAGUAGUCACUACAUCCAUUUUCUGAGGCAUUUACCCUGUUCAUGGUCACAGCA